CCCUGUCCUUUCCUCCAGCUGGAGUCCUCCAACAAUUGGAUUCCUUCAGACGAUCGCAUGCUCCGACAGAUGUACAACUUUCAAUUAUUUUCAGCACAUUUUAAUCAGCCCGGCCUCUGAUAAGGUCCUAAUUAAAGAGACCUUGCUAUCAGGAGGCUGGUUCAGAACUCAGCUCUCUUAUCACAUUCCUGAAGCUUUGGGUCAGGCAACACCGGAAAAUGUGGCCAAAACAUCAUUCUGCGCAGAGUAGAGUUUCGAAGGUCACCAAAUGUCUGCGGCAGGCCAAAAGUAACUAAGAAAGUGUUAGUGUUUUAGCAAGCUGACGAGAAACAAGGAGAGUGAAGGGGGGAGAAAAAAAUAUUCUCCUUCAGUCUAUGAAGGAGAUAAGAGGGCGAGAAACAGCUGUAACAUGGAAGCCCGUGGGGUACCCGUGCUGUCAUCGCUACCAAAGGGGCCAAGGAAAAGACACUGAACUCCCAGAUGGGGGUGGGCCACGAAGGAUAGGUUACAGCACAGUGGCGUUUGAUGGGCCUCCAAGCUAUGGCCACACUCCCUCGCACCACGCAGCCCAGUUUGCCAACCACUCCUUCAAACACGAGGACCCCAUCAGUCAGCAAACCUCGCUAGGCGAUCAACAGUACUCGGUGCCACCUCCAGUGUACGGCUGUCACACGCCCACAGACAACUGCACAGGCAGCCAGGCCCUGCUCCUGAGGACCCCCUAUAACAGUGACAAUUUAUACCAAAUGACCUCACAGCUUGAAUGCAUGACAUGGAAUCAAAUGAACUUGGGAUCUACAUUAAAGGGCCAUGCAACGGGAUAUGAGAAUGACAACCAUACUGGGCCUAUGUUAUAUAGCUGUGGGGCCCAAUAUAGAAUACACACCCAUGGAGUCUUUAGAGGAAUACAAGAUGUUCGGCGAGUGCCAGGAGUAGCUCCAACUAUUGUCCGAUCAGCAAGUGAGACGAAUGAAAAACGUCCCUUCAUGUGUGCAUACCCCGGCUGUAACAAACGAUACUUUAAGUUGUCCCAUUUACAGAUGCACAGCAGAAAGCACACUGGUGAGAAACCGUACCAAUGUGACUUUAAGGACUGUGAGCGAAGGUUCUCUCGUUCAGACCAACUCAAACGACACCAAAGACGACACACAGGUGUGAAACCCUUCCAGUGUAAAACCUGUCAGAGAAAGUUCUCCAGAUCCGAUCAUCUGAAGACUCAUACCAGGACUCAUACAGGUAAAACAAGUGAAAAGCCAUUCAGCUGUAGAUGGCCCAGCUGUCAAAAAAAAUUUGCCAGAUCCGAUGAACUAGUCCGCCAUCACAACAUGCACCAGAGGAACAUGACUAAACUUCAGUUGGCCCUUUAGACAACUCAAACAAAUGAAUAAACAAAAUGGGAUAUUAUGAACUGCUGCAAACUUUUCAAUCAUCCUUGACCACCUCUUUAGGAAUGCUACAUCUGUCUACUCUACCCAGUUGAGACAGGUUAACUAAACCGUAGGAUUUUGUUCAGUUUUGACAUCCAUUGGACUUUAAAGAAAAUUCCCAUUCAAUAAUGUUAAGUGGGGUUUUUGUGACAUUGUUAUGAAAUUAUGGAGAUUCUUACAAUUAAAAUAUUGCUAUGAGCUGUAGUUACUUUUGAUGUUCUUUUGCUCUAAAAAUCUUUCAAUUAUUAUUUCUACUUGAACAUUUACAGGUGCAUAUUUAUUGUACCUUGAUAGUCAAACUAUGUGUGUACUUCUGCUAAGGUAAAGCUUUGUGCUUACUGCAUAUGUGCAGGUUUCCAAAUUCUAUUACAAUCGUACACUCAAAAAAAUACUCAAGACAUUUUUGGUAAACUUUGUAUUUGUACUCCGUAAGGGCAAUUUUUUAAAAUGUAAGCUCUGAUUUGAAUUUCACAAGUCAACUUAAAAAAAAAGUUUCUAGAGCAGCUAACACUAGAUGAAUUUUGUGCAAAAAAAUUAGAAUCUUUCAUUUAAGUUAACUUGCUUUUAACGUUACAGCAUGGAUCCCCAGAAAUUGUAUUAUCUCUGUUUCAAUCUUUUUUUGGACUGGUUUAAGUUUAUUUCAUCCUCAGAUGUACAGAUCUCCUUUUUACCCCCAACAGAUUCCAGUCAUUGUAGACAUUUGGGAUUUGUUUACAGUGUAAACCACACUGGUUAUGUGGUUAGCAAGUUGUAUAAACUUAAAACUGAACUGAAACGGGGCUGGUCCAGGAUCUCCAUUAACAGAUUACUCUUAAGAUAAGUAACUUAAAGAGACUCUUUGUCAAGUAUAUGUGAAAAGAGACAUUAGUGUGAGGAAAUAUAUUGUUUCAGGGUUUGGGGAAGAGGGUUUAUUAUUUCCUAUUAAUUGCUUGAAAUGGUGUGUGUGUGUGUGUGUGUGUGUGUGUGUGUAUAUAUAUAUAUAUAUAUAUAUAUAAAAUAAUGUAUUGCUCUUAGACAACUAAAAUUAGAAAGUGUAUAAAUAUUAGAUGCAUCACUGUUCUGAUCUUGUUGCUGUUACAAAUUAUUGAUAACACUAAGAAUGUAACCUGCAUUUUUCACCAAGCUUUCAAUUAAAGCCCCU
Pelodiscus sinensis (Chinese soft-shelled turtle) is the source of this 2568-nucleotide messenger RNA. The record is from RefSeq and is a predicted model, not a curated record. NCBI's taxonomy places the organism in Eukaryota, Metazoa, Chordata, Testudines, Trionychidae.